AUGGCGACUUCUUGCUCGCUGUCCUCCGUAUCACUUGUGUUAAUCCAACCCCACAACGGUUUGCUGAUGAAGCUCCCUCGUAGAUGGUUCUCCCGAAAUAUGUUGAAAACCUCUGCUUCUGCCUUCCAUACCUAUAAUGUUUUGUGUAGGCGGCCAUUGUCAGAAUCUAAAAGGCGAUGCUUGACAAAUUUCUCUGUUGGGUCUGUUGGAAAUUUGUCACAGAUGGCUUCAUCUCAGAAGCCUGAUGCUCCAGGUCUCCACCACUUCAUGCCCAAAGCUACAGUUGCUUCUUCCGAACCACAAAUGAUCGAUCCAAUAGCAACUUCAGAAGUUCUUCCAAAAGGUCGUAUUUAUCAAGAAACGUAUGGAUGUCAGAUGAAUGUCAACGACAUGGAGAUUGUCUUAUCUAUCAUGAAGAAAGCUGGCUACAGUGAAGUGGUCGAUGUUCCCGAGAGUGCAGAGAUAAUAUUUAUCAAUACUUGUGCAAUUAGGGACAAUGCGGAACAAAAGGUGUGGCAAAGGCUCAACUACUUUUGGUUCCUUAAGAGACACUGGAAAAGCAAUGUAAAGAUUGGGCGAUCACAGUCCCUUCAUCCUCCAAAAGUUGUUGUACUUGGUUGCAUGGCCGAGAGGUUGAAGGACAAAAUAUUAGAUGCAGAUAAGAUGGUUGAUGUGGUGUGUGGUCCUGAUGCUUAUAGGGACCUGCCACGCCUUCUGGAAGAGGUAGAUUCUGGCCAGAAAGGGAUCAACACUCUACUUUCACUUGAAGAAACUUAUGCUGAUAUCAGUCCCGUUCGUGUCUCCAAAGACUCAAUCAGUGCUUUUGUCUCAAUCAUGAGAGGUUGCAAUAAUAUGUGUUCCUUUUGCAUUGUUCCUUUCACCAGAGGCCGAGAGAGAUCACGGCCUGUGGAAUCAAUUGUCAGGGAGGUGGGAGAACUUUGGAAUGAAGGCGUUAAGGAAGUUACUCUUCUUGGUCAAAAUGUGAACAGUUAUAAUGAUACAUCAGGAAUUGAGAAAGAGGUUGAACCAGGAUCGAACUGGAAACUUAGCGAAGGUUUUUCCAGCAGGUGUAAGGUGAAAAACAUGGGUUUGCGUUUUGCAGAUCUACUGGAUAGACUUGCUGUGGAAUAUCCAGAGAUGAGGUUCAGAUUUACUUCUCCACAUCCUAAAGAUUUUCCAGAUGAGUUAUUAUAUGUAAUGAGAGAUAGACACAACAUAUGCAAAAGUAUCCAUUUACCGGCACAAACAGGGAGCAGCACUGUAUUGGAAAGAAUGCGGCGUGGUUACACUAGGGAAGCAUAUUUGGAACUGGUAACUAAGAUACGCAGUACAAUUCCUGAUAUGGGGAUUAGCAGUGAUUUCAUAUGUGGGUUUUGUGGCGAGACAGAGGAGGAGCAUCAGGAUACACUUAGCCUCGUCAAGACCGUAGGUUAUGAUAUGGCAUACAUGUUUGCAUACAGUAUGAGGGAGAAAACCCAUGCCCACCGGACUUAUGUUGAUGAUGUUCCUGAAGAUGUAAAGCAGAGACGGCUAGCAGAACUCAUAGAAGCUUUCAGGGAGAGUACAGGUCAGUGCUUUGACUCCCAAGUGGGCACUGUCCAGCUAGUGUUAGUUGAAGGACCCAAUAAGAGAGCCCCGGACACAGAGCUUAUUGGCAAAAGCGAUAGAGGCCACAGGGUAUCUUUCAGAAACCUGCCACUCCCAGAUAUGGUUGAUAAUGCUGGUAAAAGAAAUCCGAAAGUUGGUGAUUUUGUGGAAGUUCGUAUAACAAAAUCAUCGAGAGCCUCAUUGUCUGGAGAAGCACUAGCAAUUACUAAACUGAGCUCUUUUUACGGCAUUCUGCAAGAAAAUACUGCUGUUUGUGCAGGCAGCAUUUGA
Oldenlandia corymbosa var. corymbosa is the source of this 1878-nucleotide messenger RNA. The record is from the annotation of a GenBank genome assembly. Lineage: Eukaryota; Viridiplantae; Streptophyta; Magnoliopsida; Gentianales; Rubiaceae.